This is a messenger RNA of Astrephomene gubernaculifera, 5057 nucleotides long. NCBI's taxonomy places the organism in Eukaryota, Viridiplantae, Chlorophyta, Chlorophyceae, Chlamydomonadales, Astrephomenaceae. The record is from the annotation of a GenBank genome assembly.
GGCACUGUUGCCGUCCACUUUCCCAUCACGUUCUUUUAUGAUGGGCUUUUAUUGACACAAAGAAUGCCGAAAGGAUACUACCGGUAUUGCUUUACAAAAGGAGUCGACGCGGUCUGACCCGGCACUAAUAGUAGCAGGCAGCAUACAAGGCUGAACGAUUAUUGUAUGCGACAUACUACUGUAUUGGUCUUGUAUAUUUACAAAGCGAUUUUCUUUUAAGCGCAAGGAUGGCGACGCAGGCCCUACCUGCAAUAUGCCUUUUCCUCCUUGCCGUGAUGUGUAAUAUAGUAGCGCCAGCCCUGCACGUGCGUUCUCCAAAAGCAAUAGAGAGAAUUUUGCACCAGCGUCACAAUGCCGUGUUGGAGCACGCGGGUCUUAGCAGCCCCGGUACCAAGCUAUCAGUUAAUUAUUAUGACAAUGACGACAGCGCAAACCUGGCGUCAUAUCAGUGGACAAUCCAGGCAUACGAAGGCCGACAGGAGCGGAGGCUAGUGUCAAGUGUGUUCCGGACUUCUGCCAUAUUAUGGCAACUCAUACUCUUCCCGCAAGGGGACGAAGGACACUCGGGCUUCUUAAGCCUCUACAUAAGUGCCGCCCUCGCCUCGCAUUGGGGCCCUGAUGAGGCGGUUUACAGCUCAUGGCGCUUCAGAGUUAUGAACAUGCAAGGGGUACGGCAAGAUGUCGUAACAGAGGCUUCCCACAACUUCAGCCGGCAGUCCACCGCUUGGGGCUACAACCGGCUCACGUCCUGCCACCUGCUGCUGGACCCCGAGGAAGGCUGGUUGGACGCGUACGGCAACCUACAGCUGCAACUUGACGUACAAGAGGUUGUGCCGUACUGGGUCGGCUACAGCGGCAUUGAGCGGCAGCACUUUGACACGGUUCGCUGGAGUGCUGCUAUGUGGAGCGAUGCUGGGGCGGGGGUGGGGGCGGAGGAGUUGGGGCCUCUGGAGGACUGGCUGGUUAGCUACACAGUGACCGAGGAGGGCCGAUACAAAGUGUCCUACAACCUCAACGGGCGCACCUACAACACCGCGCAAGACCUCCGGUUUGCCAUGUUGGCCCUGUCCCAAACGCUCAAACCACCCCACACCACCUCCUCCUUCGGAAGUGCCGGAUCCGCCGCCUCUCAUGACUGUUCCGCAUCCUCCUCCUCCGCCUCCCCUGCAUGCCUGUCCGCCACCACUGCAGCUGCCUUCGGAAGCGACUCAGCGAACACUGGCGGCAGCGGCAGCGGCCACCUCAGACCCCCACACGGCUCAGAUAGCUACAGUUACGAGGGCAGGUACAUGCCAGUCAGCAGCAGCGGCAGCUUCAGAGAUAGCGGCGGCGGCGGCGGCAGGACAACAGCACCCUACGUCAGCAGCUACAACGGCGGUAGCUACAGCGGCGGUGGUGAUGAUGGUUAUGGCGACGACACCACAUGUACGGAUGAGGGAGAUGUGGAGGUUGUGGUGGUUGAUGAGGUAAACGUGGCGGAGCUCAUCAUGGAGGGAGCUACCAGUCUGUCGGCGUUGGGGUUGGUUUCGACAGGGCUGGUGCGGUGGCUGCGGCGGCGGUGGCGGCAGCGCAGGCGAGGGAAGAAGUGCGGCGCUGCUGUGAUUGCCGCCCUGGCAAAGUCUGGGCACCAGGCCCCGGGGGCCGCUGCCGGGGCACCUCACAGUGCCAUCGGCGCUGCUGGUGUCGAGGACGAGGGCAGCAAAAGGGCGGUGCAACUGCCGGCAACGGCAGCAGCAGCGGCGUGCGUGAAGGCUAAGGCUGCACCAGCCAUGAAAGGAGGCUGCUCCAAGCCUCGGCAACCGCCGCCGCAACAGCAGCCGCCCAAGCCGCCCUCCAAACCGCCAGCUGCCACACGCGUGCAGGAGCAGCUGCGCCCGCCGCAACUGCCACUGCCACCGGCACCGGCACCGCCGCCGCAACAAACACAGCAAAGCCAUCCACCGCAAGGAGCACAACCGCAACAGCAGCAACAACAACAACAACAAAAGAAGAAGAGCGCACAGACUUGCAGUCAGCAACAACAGCAGCCGAAGCUGAACCCAACAGCUGCAUCCUGUACCAGUACACGCACCACAAGUGCAGCCGCAACCGGCGCAAUCAGGUCACCGCCUGGGACCCCUCCGUGCGCCAGGGUGCAAGCAGCCCAUGCAAAGCCACUGCUGCAUCCGCCACCUGGAUUCGAGCACCGUUGCAAAGGGGGUACCGACACCAAGGCAAGUACGGCACCCCACACAGCCAGUACGGCAGCGGUUUCAUCGCCUCCCUCGCCACCCCCGCCGCUGCUGCCCAUCGCCGGCUCCACCGGCGCCAUCCUGCACGGCAGCAGCAGCAGCAGCAGUAUUGGCGUCGGCGGGGAGGCGUGCCGGCCUCACUCCCCGCCGCUGCUGUUGCCGGCCGCACACUCCUGGCCAGGCCCCUGCCUGGCGCCCUCUGUCCCCGCCUCUGCUGGCUCCGCUUGCAUCCCUGCCGCUACCUGUGCUGCCGGUUGGCCGCUGUCGGCGGCGUUAGUGGAGGAGCCUCUUCCUUGCGAUUUGCGGUGGGCAGCGCCUUUGGGACCCCCACAUGCCUCGAGUAUCCCGCCCACCGGUUCAUCCUCUUCAUCCUUUUCAUCAUCCGUCUCCUCGUCGACCCCUGCCGCCAGCACUUUUGCUGCCGGUGACACUCCGGAAGCGAGGGAUGGAUCAGGCACUGUGCCCCCUUCAAGGCUUGCAACACCAUUAUUGCCACUAUUUCCACCACCUCCAAGUUCAGAAGCGUUUGCAUAUCCUGGGAUGCUGACCGCAUUCCCUGGCCUAGCAGUGAUCGAUCAGCUACCUCCGCAAGACAACUACCGAUACGAUUCCUUAAUCCAUCAGGCCACAAGCUGUGUUUCUCAUGCCAACAUGCAUGAGGGUGGCGGUGGUAGGGCCGCUUCCUGUGGUGCUGCAAGUGCUGUGGGUGUCGGCGCCUCGGGCGUUCGGUUGCAGGACGGCGAGGAUGACGACGGGGAUGAGGAGGCAGAUGGCUCGCUUGCGGCCCAGGUCGCCAACUCGCUUCUGGAAGCAGCGGCAGCGGAGGAUGAGCGGCAGGAGCGGAUGCGUAGCGGCGGCGGCGGCAAUGGCGGCGGUGGGGGCGGUGGGGGCGGUGGGGUCAGGAUCUGGAAUUACGGGGAUGGUAAGAUUGUUGGCGUUCGCGACGGUGGUGGCACCGAUGGCGGCGAUCUCUGGAAACCAUGCGUGCUGGCCUCAGGGGUGGUCCCGCCGCCGCCGCCGCGCCUGCCUCAGCCCACGUCGCCACUUCAGGGUCACCUGAAGGAGGCUGCCACCGCCACCGGCGGCACUGUGCCGUGGGUCGCUGCACCGCCAGCAACAGGAACGGACAGUGCCGAUGGCGCGAACAAUGCGUUGGAGUUCAGAGCUGCUGAGCUGCUCUCGGCGUUGCUGGCGGGCCAUGACACCACAACUGAUGGCUGUGCUACAACGCAAUCUGUUAUUGACUAUUCCGCUCUCUUGCAAGGACUCCUGAACGAUAUUCCGGUUGACGUUGAUGAAGCAACCAUUGAGGCGGCUGCAAGCGGCUUCUCAGUAUCUUCAGGACUGCCGCCCUGCGAUAUCCAGAGCACGAAUGGUGACGCUGCAACGUCGGGGUUCCCGCCCCUGGCCUGGAAAAGCACACAUCCGCUGGCAGCAGGGGUGCUGCCGCCGCAGCCGCUGCGGCGACGUACGGCGGAGGUGUUGGUGACCACUGCUCGGCAGUUGUUGUCGCUCGCGGAGAGCCUGACGGAGCAGCAGCAGCAGGCGGAGGCGGAGGCUGGCGUGGCGGCUGACAAGGGCAGCGCCUGCAGCAACGGCAGCAGCAGAUGCGGUGGGAUCGGGAGCAGUAUGUCCGCCGCAUUAUCGUUAUGUGGCGGCGGGGGCUGCAGUAACAGCAGCGGCGACAAGGGCGGCGCAGCGGUGUCAGCAGGGCCUGGGGCCGCCACAGCAGCCGGUGAGGAAGAAGUCCGGGCAGCACCGUCGACUGCACAAGCCGAAUGGGACAGCAGGGUCAAUGAGGGGGAGGCGGCACCUGGACUCAUGCCCACGCCCUUCCUCUUCGGUCGACCACGCUCCCCAGACAGUCCGGACAGCUUCACGCCCACGUUCGGGUUGGCGCCCUUCCUAGCCAGCCACAAACCGCUGGCUGCGGUCCCGAACGGUUCCAAGGUGAAGCCUGGGGAGAGUGGCGUGGAGGACUUGUGGCGCUACAACGCCGCCUGGCCUCCACUGACCCGUGGGUCAUGGCAGCCGCUACCACAGGAUCCCCCGAAUGCAUUGCUGCUGUGAGGUGAUGUGGGAUGGAUAGGAUUCAGCCACUGGUCAUGUUUUUGAGCAGUUUUCUACUAUGGGACUGCUACGUAUGUGAAAUGCCGCAGUUCCAGCCUACCCUAGCUGUGUUGGCAGACGGGGAGAGUAGAUGCCGCCUGAGGGGCAAGGGCUGUGUCCGCAGCGGCUUAGGUAGGAUUCUAGCGGCGUAGGCCCAGCAGGGAAAGAGAUGAGACAGAGAUGAGGUAGCGAUGAAGUAGACGGGUUGCUGGUUACAUACCUGGGAUUCUUCCUUGCUGGUAAUGCUGGCAAGGAGUCUGGAGCGAAGGCAAUGGUGGCGCAUGCCUUGAGGAUGGGGCUGCAAAGCACACGGGGCUGCACAGUGAGGCCACAACUGAGAUAGUUCCGUAUGACACACAGACGAGGCUUGUGACCCACCAAUUGCGGCGCCACAGUACAAUGUAAGCUCGUGUGCUUUGUUCAGGGGGCCUUAGCAGAUGCCUUUUGGUAGGACUAACGUGCGACGGUGUAUCAGUGGUGGGGGUUGCUUCCAUCUUGACGUUUGCAAUGGCUGCAUUGUGGAUCUUGAAAACCGGGGCACUGUUUACAGGAAACUGCGCUGUAGCUGUCUACAUAUAGACAGAACACCCGUGAAGGAAAAACUGUAGCUGCGUACGGUCUCCGACCUGAACCUGCAAUAGUGCCACCGAAUUCCCCCGGACGUUUCUUACAUGCACUGUAGUCACGGGCAAUAUGACCCUUUUUACUGUCGAAGCA